CAUCUUGAGAAAACCAAGGUCGGCCAUGGAUUAUUCCGAGUACUCGAAAGCAUUUAGAAGAUUUGAGACUUUACGAAACAGGAUCUAACGGCAGCAGUAUUUGGAGGCCCACGGAAAAACGAGCUACUGGUGGGAUGAUGAGGUACGUCGACCUCUGGAUGAUCUAACAGCGAUUGAAUUGAUGGGUCAUAGAUACGACCGGAAGAGCGGAAGACUGGAUUAAGCAUUGAUCGAGUCCUCUUUCAAUUGGACGCAUACGAUGAUAUUGUCAAACGCAUCACGAGGGUUGAGCCCACCAGAGUCUCCCGUCGUUUAUCUAGGGCGAACGCCCCUGCUUCGACCCGAAAGGCUACGUCAAGGAAAUCCGGGUUAAGGAUGAUCGUCAAUGACGAGCGUCUAGACGCCUUCGGAGAUACCGGCUCAUAUCAUAACAUGGUCGACGAAGAGUAUGUCCGCAAGCAAGGGCUGCCAAUAGGCGGUCAUGGAAUGAAACACAUGCUGGGCGACAAGAGCACGUUAUCUUCGCUGGGAACUGUGGAAUUGGAAGUCGCCUUCGAGGAUGAUCCGGCAAACCGGACGAGAAUUGUCGCACACGUUGUUCGGGAUUUCCCGUUCGAUCUCCUUCUCGGAAAUGGCUUUCUCUGGGAGACCAAAACGCUGACGAAGUUCUUCCAUCGUUUCCAGACGUGCGAGUUUCCCCGGCUGGGUUCGAAACGUUCAUUCCACUUCAUCGGACACCCGUCUGAGCGCUUCAAUGUAAUGCUGGAUGGCUCUCUCGCGGUCGCCGCAUGUUUGGAUACCGGUUCAAAUUGCAAUGUUGUCGACUCCACCUGGGCAAAACAGAAUUUUCUCCAUUCCGCACAGGUCCGGAGUACCAAGGUUGGCACUGUGGCCUCCGGUGAGCGGAGAGCCACGCUCGGGCAGGUACAUACAACGAUGAUAUUGCCGGACGGAUUGGUGGUCCCGCUCGUUCUUGAAGUUCUCAAGGAUUGUGCAGUCUCGUUUGUCGUUUGUGACGAGAUCAUAUUCGAAUACAGUCUGUACGACGAGUCGUACUCUCAUGCAUUCUCGGACGCUGAAAAUGAGAACAUGCUUCUCCACAUGGACUACUAUCCAUGGUACCUCAAUAUUGUGCAGAAAGCGAAGGAAAAGUUCCGAGAGUCGAAACCCUUUACAAAUACGAUCAACGCCACUUCCGACUCAGACGAACUGGAGCGCCAGUGGAACUGGGACCGGGAAAACGGCUGCGGGAGGGAUGCGGCCGUUGAUGAAUGGAUGCACGAGUACUUCCGACGUGAAAAGCACGAGAAGGCGCUGUACCCUAACGUUUCCUUCCAAGACAAGAUGCUGAUCCGCUACAUUCCAGAGGAGCUAGUACUGAGCGUGGGCGAGUCGCCGUUCGAUCCGCGUGCGGUAUCUACAGCCUGAUGUUGGGAGAGAAGCCGAUUGUGGGUACAGGGAGGUUGGUUUGGAAUUCUAGAUAGGAGAAUGAAGCUAUUCGUGAUGAAAUGGUGGAA
Messenger RNA from Trematosphaeria pertusa, 1517 nucleotides. RefSeq lists its product as uncharacterized. The transcript has a single exon. Lineage: Eukaryota; Fungi; Ascomycota; Dothideomycetes; Pleosporales; Trematosphaeriaceae. Bases 376 to 1428 code for a protein of 350 amino acids. The record is from RefSeq and is a predicted model, not a curated record.